AUGGCCAGCACCGCGUUGUUGGCGCUCUGCUCCACCGGCGCGUUCACCGGGCUGGCAGUGGAGGCGGGCGCGGGCGUGUGCCACGCAACGCCUAUCUACGCGGGUCAUUCGUGGCACGAGGCCACCUUCCGGAUGGACGUGGCAGGCAGCACCCUGUCGCGCUACCUGCGGGAGCUGCUGGUGUCAGGGUGCCCCAACCUCCAGGAGCAGGCCCUGUCCCGCAAGGCCAUCACACAGCUCAAGAAGCGCUGCUGCUAUGUGUCACUGGAUUUCGAGCGCGAUCUGCAUAACCCUGCCCGCCACCAUCCGGCCAGCUUCUUAAUGAGCAAUGGGUGUUCCGUCCACCUAAGCAGCGAGCGCUUCCGCUGCCCCGAACCCAUCUUCCAGCCGGGCCUGGUAGGCCAGGCUGAGCCGGGACUGCACGUACUGGCCUUCCAGGCGCUGCAGAAGAUGCCCGCAACACUGCGGGCGCGGCUGGCUCACAGCGUGGUGCUGGCGGGAGGCUCCACGCUUUUCCCUGGCUUCGCUGAGCGCUUGGACAAGGAGCUGGAGGCGCAGUGCCAAAGGCACGGCUUCACAGCCCUGCGGCCCCACCUGGUGGCCAAGCCCCAGCGUGGCACGGCCGUGUGGACAGGCGGCUCCAUGGUGGCCUCCUUGCGCUCCUUCCAAAGCAGCUGGAUGACCCGGGGCAUGUACCAGGAGUGUGGCUCCAGGUUGGUGCACGAAGUAUUCAACUGA
Molecule: messenger RNA, 738 nt
Organism: Propithecus coquereli (Coquerel's sifaka)
Lineage: Eukaryota; Metazoa; Chordata; Mammalia; Primates; Indriidae
Gene: ACTL10
Product: actin-like 10
Exons: 1
Coding region: 1-738 (245 amino acids)
Source: RefSeq, a predicted model, not a curated record